UCAGGGCUCAACCACCUGUCAGUGUGGUGCUGAGUCCCAGCCAGAGAGCUUCUCAUUGUACCUGAACUGCUGUGGAAAGUCUAGAAAGAUGACAUCGGAGACCAAACAGUCAAUUUUUAAAGGAGUGAAUCUCAACUGUGAGACAAACAACACAGAACAUGGCACCAAAAAAAUCUCAAAGGAUCAGCUGAUUGUGAGGCGAGGCCAGCGGUUCACCGUGAAAGUUGAACUGACACAGCCGUUCAACCCCGAUCUUUACCCGCUCACCUUUACAGCAGUAACAGGAGAAAAUCCAUCUGAGGACCUGGGAACAAAGUCAUGCUUUGGUAUGCCAGACAGAAUCCAGCGUUCGCCAUCAGCAAAGGCAGUGUGGAAAGUGGAGCUAGAGAAGGGAUCCAACCCACCAACAGGCUCCUUGAAUUUGACCAUUACCCCCCCAGCUGACACUCCAAUCGGAAAGUACAACUUGACCGCCAGACAUAGGGAUGAGGAAACGUUGUUGGCAGAACUGGUUGUGCUCUUCAAUCCCUGGUGUUCUGAUGAUUCAGUGUUUAUGCGGGAUGAGAAAGAGAGACAGGAGUUUGUGAUGAAUGAACGUGGUAUAAUCUACAAAGGAAGUGGGAACUACAUCACAUCUAUUAACUGGGACUUUGGGCAGUUUGAAGAGGACAUGAUGAAGAUUUGUCUUAAGAUGUUGGAUGUCAACCCCAAACACCUGGCAAAUGCAGCUAAUGACGUUUCUGCUCGCUGUAACCCCAUCUACGUCAGCCGUGUGGUCAGCGCCAUGAUCAACAGUAUUGAUGACUGUGGUGUCCUGGAGGGACGGUGGUCAGCUCCAUUCUGGGGUGGAACUAUACCCUCUCACUGGUCUGGCAGCUAUCCCAUCCUCAAGCGUUGGUAUAACAUCGGCUGCCACCCAGUCAAAUAUGGACAGUGCUGGGUAUUUGCAGGAGUGAUGUGUUCAGUAAUGCGUCUGCUGGGCAUCCCAUGCCGUGUGGUCACCAACUACCAGUCAGCUCACGACAGCAACAAGAAUCUGAUCAUUGAUGUGUACCAUGCUGACUAUGGAGUGAGAGAGAAAGAGACCAAGGACAGUGUCUGGAACUAUCAUGUCUGGUUAGAGUGCUGGAUGAGGCGAACUGACCUGGGAAAAGAUGGUAAAUAUGACGGCUGGCAAGUUCUGGAUCCAACGCCACAGGAGAAGAGCGAUGGUGCAUACUGCUGCGGUCCAGCCUCAGUCAAAGCCAUCCUGAAUGGAGAAACCGAUCUAAAAUAUGAUGCCCCAUUUGUUUAUGCUAUGGUCAAUGCUGACUGCAUUGACUGGCUGUGUAAAGCUGAUGGCACAAUGGUGAAUAUUUUCUCUGACACCAAGAGAAUCGGACAAAAUAUCUCCACCAAGGCUGUUGGCUCCAACACAAGGCUGGACAUCACAGACAGCUACAAGUACAAGGAAGGGUCUAAUGAGGAGAGAACUGUAUUUAGAUAUGCCCUCACCAGAGAUUACUCCAGAGAUGAAGAGGAAAAGAACAAUAGAGGGACAAAUAAUCCAAUCCAGAAUGGAGGGACAACAAAUGGAACUGGGAAUGGAGGGACAACAAAUGGAACUGGGAAUGGAGGGACAACAAAUGGAACUGGGAAUGGAGGGACAACAAAUGGAACUGGGAAUGGAGGGAGGGGAGGGAACAACACAGAGACUACAAAUAAUACAAAUGACAGCAUCCUUCCACUUCCACAAAUAUCCAUGCGAAUUGAAGAGGUAUCCAAGCCAAUGGACGGUCAGGACGUGAGUCUGAAGCUGGUGCUGAACAGUGUGAGCCGCACUGCCAGGCCUGUGUCCAUCAAUAUCAGCGUCCAGGCCAUGAGAUACAAUGGCUCACCGGUUGAAAACAUCCAGACUGAGACAAAGGAAGGGACACUGCAACCUGGGAGAGAUCUGUCCAUCCCUAUCUUGGUCCCCUUCUUGGUGUACCACAAACACAUGGUAGGCUCUGACAGCAUGAAGAUUUCAGCUGUAGUCACAGAUAAGCUGGAGCCGAAAAAUGUCUACCUAGCAGUGAAUGAUGUCAUUCUGUUGGAUCCUCCUAUGUCCAUCACAGUUAAUGGUCCAGUGAGACUGAACCAAAGGACAGUUGCUGAAGUAGUUUUCAUGAACCCAAUCAACAAGAUGCUGACGGACUGCACUCUGACUAUCUCUGGAAAUGGUCUAGUGGAUGGGGAGGAAAAAUGCAUACUUCCAAAUCUGAGGCCAAGCAACAGGAUACGCAUCCAGUUGCCCUUUUUUCCAAAGAAGACCGGAAAGAAAACUCUCAUGGCUGACUUUGACUGCUCCUCCUUCAGAGACCUGAAGUGCACCUGCACUUUCGAUGUUCUACCAUAAACAUAUAUAUAUAUAUAGAUAGAUAGAUAGAUAGAGAU
Molecule: messenger RNA, 2415 nt
Organism: Haplochromis burtoni (Burton's mouthbrooder)
Lineage: Eukaryota; Metazoa; Chordata; Actinopteri; Cichliformes; Cichlidae
Product: protein-glutamine gamma-glutamyltransferase 5
Exons: 16
Coding region: 89-2377 (762 amino acids)
Biological process (GO): peptide cross-linking
Molecular function (GO): protein-glutamine gamma-glutamyltransferase activity
Source: RefSeq, a predicted model, not a curated record